Trypanosoma theileri is the source of this 852-nucleotide messenger RNA. RefSeq lists its product as uncharacterized. NCBI's taxonomy places the organism in Eukaryota, Euglenozoa, Kinetoplastea, Trypanosomatida, Trypanosomatidae. The annotation marks the transcript as partial. The record is from RefSeq and is a predicted model, not a curated record. The transcript has a single exon.
GUGUCUGCAUGUGGGAAGUACGCAGACCUCUGCCGCCAGCGUACCGCAAGAGCAGCAACAACAACAAGGAUUACUACUGCUAAUGCUGGACAGCCAAAGGCGGUGAUGGCUGUUUUUAAUGGCACCUUUUGGGGUGAUGUGUGGGGCAGUACUUAUCCGUAUUCUAGUCAAGCGCAAACAGAUCAUAGGGUGAAUGAACGACCUGAAUCCCCUCCGGUAACCCAUUUAAAGGAACCAAAGAUUGUACCCCAUCACGAGCAAAAAGAAGCUGGACCUGAUCCAGAGGUGGAGCUGCUCACCCAAAAGAGCCAAACUUCUGAAGCACCUGAUAUGGGUGGUAGUGAGGACCGAUCUCACAUUUCUGUUAUUGAUUCCCGUGAACCUGUGGCAGGAACAUUGCCGAAAAGAGGACUUCAAGAAGAAGCAGAAGGCACUCAAAGAAAGAUUUCAGGAGGAGGGGAUCCAAUUGGCUCUACAGGAGGUGAAAGUACUGUUCAUUCUUUAACACGAACAGAUCAAGAAACUAAGAACGCUCAAUUGAGUGAUCCUUCUCAAGAUGGGGCAACGAGUCAUGCGUCUCCGAGCACAGAAAAACCAACAACAGAAGCAAAUACUUCCAUAAACAGUAAUGGCGCAACUGGCGACAAUACUCCUAUACAACAACAAUCUACUGAAAGCACGACUGGCACAGAAGGUUCACAAGAGAAUGGCAAUGCUGAUUCAACGGCCAACACCACCACCACCACCACCACAACAACAACAACACUUCCUCCUGAACUCACAAACAACAAGAAGGGUGAUGCAGACAGCAGCAGCAGUAUCAGCAGUUCUGUGUGGAUGCGUGUGCCACUA